AUGUUCACUUACUCUCAAACAGUUCGAUCAGGUCUAAACCGAUGUUUGCGACAAUCCCACGAAGAGCAUAUCGAGAAUCGGUACAAUGCGCAAUACAUCUUGUCAGCGGAGUUCGACAACAAGCUUGGUCCUGUCCUCGGGCACCAGUAUCCUAGUUCGGUUCCCGGCUUUAGAUCACGCUCCAACCUCAAGAAUACAUCCACCAAUCUGGCGAGCUUAAUGAUCCCAAAUAAUGCGGAAGACUUCCCCGAGCGUGCAGAUUUCACAACGUUUAUUCUCUACAGGGACAAGUACACUCGGAAUUAUCAACUUUUCCCCAUAAUGAAAUCUGUUGCACAGCAGACCAAUGCUAACACGCUCGAUAUUUUGAAAGAGGAGGAGUCGCCUAAUGACAGGGCACACCAUAACGAUCUCGACGGAACCACCGAGCCACCUUUGUUUUUUAUUAACGUUGUGAACACUCUAAGAGACGAAAACAAUGACCGUGGAGCAGUUAUAAAGUCAAUUGCGAUAGGAACAACGCUACCUAAUUUUUUAAUAUUCAAACCCUUGUUGACAAUGGUUCUGAACUUAUACAUGAGGUCUAAUGAUAAUAUUCAAAUUCUUAUCGAUUGUUUUAAGAUGAUCAAUAGCCUGGAUCUGUCACUGGCAAGAAAUAUAAUGUCAAAUCGCUCUCUCCAGAUGAUGCUGACCUCCAUCAAUGAUGAGCGUAUCCUAUCGCAGGUGUUUGAUACAAAAACUACCAUUCUGCCGAGACUGCUCCGCCUAAACGCUCUGCCGGAAACUGAUUCAUAUGGUAAUCGUAUAGCAUUCAAGCGUCAUCUUCUGGAGUACCAAUUUACUAAGUAUUGCCCCAGAGUUCUUCCCGCUGCAUUUUCCAAGAUAUCCCUUCAAAUGGACAUCAUAAACCAUGACCCUAUAAAGGUCAAUAUUAAUUAUAACGACCACGUUUUGAAGUUUCUUUCGAAAUUCACCUUAGAAUUGAAACAAUUACCUCGAUCCCAGUUUGCAUGGAAACUUCUUAUCAAUUCUACUAGGUUAUCAAAAGAUACUCUUUGCCAGUUCGUCAUAUCUCUUUCAAAUUUCAUCAAACAUUUUGACUGUCACUAUUUCGGCAAUGCCCAAGUGAUCAUAUUUCCUUACAUGGACAUUUCAUUUAUUGACAAACUCAAAGAACAAUUAUCAGCAUCAGGAAACCAGCGAACUUUCACCAUUGUCGGCGUUAGCAACCCCAUCUUUGAAUGUUAUAAAGAUGUAUGGGAUUUUUACUACGAUAUAGACACCGAAAACUUACAAACGCAGUGUUCCAAAUCGUGCCCCACCACGAUGUCACCUAACAACUCUCAAGAGAGUCUUAAGGGCUCGAAAGUACGGAAACUUUUUCAAAAGCGUACAUCUUUGUUGACCCUGACACCCGAACAGGAACAGAAAAUCAGCCUCACCUCCAAAAUGAUAGGAUAUUUAGUACAGGGACAGCAUGAUAAUGAAACAAUAUUGAGCGUCUUCAAAAGAAUCAACAUACUGCAGAUAUUGAGCCUAGUUUCUAACCUUGAUAGUUGCUCACAAAACAGCACCGAACUGAGCCUCAAAGAUGAAUACGUCGUCGCUUAUCGAGAUUUCACAAUUUUUCCAGAAUUUUUUGAGUAUGGCACUCUAAAGUUAAUACGAUGCUUUGACAACUUAGAGCAAGAUCUUAAUUUCCUUUUAUUUGACGGUAAAGAUCGCUUUGAAGGUCACCAGCUCAACGCACUAGAGAGGAUCUUUGCGUAUUUGAAAUACUUUCAUAAAUGUACCUCCUCAGGAAUUGCUAAUCUCGAAAAGUUCAUCAACAUCGGGCUGAAUUUCCCGUUAAAACUUACACGAGAUGGGGAAUGUUUAUCUACCAAGGAUUUUGGGAGCACUGAUCUUCACCAUCUCUUUGAAGAUCUGAAAGGAUCAAAUUCAUUAGAGGGUCUGUGUUCCUACCAUAACAAUGCUGUGGACUAUUUUGUUACAAAGCGUUUCCUGAAUCUCAUUUUUUUGCCUCUCCUGCUAGACUCAAGAGCCGAAUGCUCACCUGAAUUUGUCAACGACCUUUGUGUACGUGGCAGUUUAGAAGAGGCAAGUCUUGGCCCACGCCGUUUGGUGCAUUCAGAUAGAUGGAGCUCACCGAUUUCAAGCACGUACAACGGUAGCAGUCUAUUCCAAGAUUCCAACACAGAUGACACUGGAAGCCGACGGUCAUCCUCAAAAAAAGGCAGCAAUGGUCAGAUCAGUUCUUCAGAAGCUGGCCUCAUCGUACCAAAAAUAAAAAAGAUAUGCAUCCUACUUAUUCGCAGGCUGCGCAAGCAUCCAGUAGGAAAUCUUGUCCUUGAACAAGAUCUCAAUCCAAUGUUCAAAUACGUUCAUGAAAUCCUUGAAGAAGAACUCACCGUGAAAAAGAGAAGCUAUCACGAAAAGAGAAUAAGUUUACUGAAUUCAACAAGACCGAGUCAGGAGUCUUCAAUGACCGUAUCUCCCAGCAGACAGGAACUUCUGAAAGAUCUCGAUGCUAUCUCUCAGCAGCAAGGCAACAUCAAAUACAACACGAAAUCAACUCGGGGUGAACCAGCGAGAGCAUCGCUUUUAGAAAGCUUGAAUCAGCUCACCGUUAACUACGAGCGGGUAAAUGAUUGA
Molecule: messenger RNA, 2655 nt
Organism: Lachancea dasiensis
Lineage: Eukaryota; Fungi; Ascomycota; Saccharomycetes; Saccharomycetales; Saccharomycetaceae
Source: the annotation of a GenBank genome assembly